Molecule: messenger RNA, 1083 nt
Organism: Botrytis deweyae
Lineage: Eukaryota; Fungi; Ascomycota; Leotiomycetes; Helotiales; Sclerotiniaceae
Exons: 3
Coding region: 1-1083 (360 amino acids)
Source: RefSeq, a predicted model, not a curated record
AUGACUAAUUUACCAGACGCCAUCCAAGUUGUAUUUAAGGUUAACGAUGAAGUUCGACAACUGCUUAAAGAGUCCAAGGAAAGUGGUUUACCCUAUGGCUACAAAUACUGUCCCGAAGAAGAAAAUUUGAACGAAUCAAAUUUCAGUAUCUCGGAAGAGAAGAGGAAGAUCAAUAUCCAAGAACUCUUAGAAUUAAGGAAGGAAUCUUUGAUGAUAGUUAAUGAGCUGCAGGAAGCGAAAGCGGAGACCGAAAGGUUGAAACAUGGAGAGUGCAGCCACUUGAAAGAUAUUUCACUGCUUCUUUUAGAAAAAGAGGGAGAGAAGCGCAAGACGAGGGAAUUGCAAGACACAAUCAAGAAGCUUAAAGAAGAGGCAAUAGAACGGGAACAAGCAUUCCGACAAGCGAAGCAAGAUACAGAGGCCAGGCACAGGAAGGAACUUGGGCAGUUGGCUACUAUUCUGGAGGCUACCACCACCAAGGCAGAGCAAGCUUCUACAGACUUGCAAAAGAUAAAGCAAGGUUCGACAAAAGCACUGGCAAAGCUUAACACCAAACUGGCCAAGAAUACUGCGGCUUUAACGGAAAAGGAACAAGAGCUAUCAAAAGCCACGGAAGCUCUUGCCACCAAGUCCUCCGAGUCCGAAGACAUUUUCAAGACAAUCUCCGAAAUAAAGCAAAGUCAUAGCAACUGUUCCAAGACGAUCAAGUCCUUAGAAAUUGAUUUGCGAGACGCCAAAGCUAUCAACAACGCCAGGCGAACAAGCACUCAUGCGGAAGCUGAUAGAAUGAGGAAAGGAAUCGCAAAAGCUACCGCGGAUCUCGAGGCACGUCUCAACGAAUUAAAAUAUAACAAUCAGGGACUGGAGAGUAAAUGCCGUAUGUUUGAAGAUAGAUACUCCGAGCAAGUGAUUGCAUCUGCGAAAAAGGAAGAGCAACUCAUUCGAAGCGUGGUGGAGGAACGGCGCUCUCAUGAUCAAGUUUUGGAAUUGCAGCGAGAUAUCGAGAAAGAUAAGAAUAGAUUUUUCGAAUUAGAGUUGAAGUUUCAGAAUCUUUGUCAUAAAUUUGGCGUUGAUAGGGAAUGA